GUGUGGAAGGAGCUCGACUAUGGCUCCAUGACAGAGGUGGAGAAGCAGAUGCUCGUCUCGGAGGUGAACCUGCUUCGUGAGCUGAGGCACCCCAACAUCGUCCGCUACUACGACCGCAUCAUCGACAGGAGCAAAACGCGGCUGUACAUCGUGAUGGAGUACUGCGACGGAGGCGACCUGUCCAGCCUCAUUGCCCGCUGCACCAAGGAAAGACAUUACUUGGAAGAAAACUUUGUCCUCCGGGUAUUGGCUCAGUUGACAUUGGCCCUGAAGGAGUGUCACCGGCGGAGCGACGGUGCAGUCACCGUGCACCGUGACCUAAAGCCAGCAAAUGUCUUCCUGGACAGCAAGCAGAAUGUGAAGCUCGGAGACUUUGGUCUGGCUAGAAUAUUGCAUCAUGACACCAGCUUUGCCAAAACAUUUGUUGGAACCCCCUACUAUAUGUCUCCGGAACAAAUGAACCGCAUGUCAUACAAUGAAAAAUCUGACAUCUGGUCUCUAGGGUGUCUUCUGUAUGAGUUAUGUGCACUCUCACCUCCAUUUAGAGCUUACAACCAAAAGGAGUUGGCAGAAAAGAUAAGGGAAGGGAAAUUCAGACGAAUACCAUAUCGCUACUCAGAACAGUUGAAUGAGCUUCUCAAAGAGAUGCUGAACCUAAAGGAUUAUUGCCGUCCCUCUGUGGAAGACAUUCUGCAGCACCCCUUGAUAGCAGACCUGGUGGCAGAAGAACAAAAAAAGAAUCCUGAUAAGAGGGGUCAACGGGCAGGGGAACCAGAGAGGCCGCAGCACUUGGGAACUCCAGUGAACGAGCUGAAGCUGAAGGAGCAGCAGUUGCAGGAGAGGGAACAAGCCAUUAAAGAGCGGGAGCAGCGUUUGGAGCAGAGAGAACGGGAACUCUGUGUUCGAGAGAGGCUGGCAGAGGACAAACUCGCUAGAGCUGAAAACUUGAUGAGGAACUACAACCUCUACAGAGAGCAGCGGACUCUAGCACAUGGUGAUGGCACAGAUAAUGUGGUCCUGCUCCCCUUUUCUACAAACAAGAAAAAAGUCCAUUUUGGUGGAGGCGAAGAGAAUGCUGUGGGUCCUAUUAAUCUGGAAAACCAUCCUCUUUCAAAAGGAAAAGGCCGUGAUCUCAAAAAACGCCUCUAUGCUGCAAACCUGCGUGCUCAAGCCCUGUGCGAACUGGAAAAAAACUAUCAGCUGAAGAGCAGACAAAUUCUAGGCAUGCGCUGAAGCUGUGACAUAGAUGUACAGUAUUUAACUUUAUAGAGUUGAUUAAAUGAACAGGAACAUAUUUGUGCCUCCCUUUU
Molecule: messenger RNA, 1310 nt
Organism: Tinamus guttatus (white-throated tinamou)
Lineage: Eukaryota; Metazoa; Chordata; Aves; Tinamiformes; Tinamidae
Source: RefSeq, a predicted model, not a curated record